Panicum virgatum (switchgrass) is the source of this 1512-nucleotide messenger RNA. RefSeq lists its product as uncharacterized. The record is from RefSeq and is a predicted model, not a curated record. NCBI's taxonomy places the organism in Eukaryota, Viridiplantae, Streptophyta, Magnoliopsida, Poales, Poaceae. The transcript is spliced from 2 exons. Bases 205 to 1080 code for a protein of 291 amino acids.
ACCCGACAGGCUAUGCUUCCCACUCCAACCACUGAUCGCUCUCCAGCUAUUCUCACCUGCACCACUUGGAUCUCCUCCUCCCCUCUUCUCCGUAGCUGAACGGCCCAGCUGGGCUGCAUUAGCAACCUGCUCAUAGAUAUCCUAGGCUCCUAGCUAGUUUGACUAUCUUGGUAGGUACGGUGACCGUCGGAUCAGGCUUCAGGCAUGGCGACCGCGACGACGACGGAGCAACAGCUCGGCCGCGUCCGCGAGGACGACGAGCAGCGGGGCUUCGUUGACUGUGACGGCGGCGACCGCGGCGUCGUGGCGAGGGAGGCGGCGAGCCGGCGGGUGUCCCGCCUGGCUGUCGAGGGCGGCGACACCGACAGCACCAGGGCCGGCCGUGCCCAGGGCGUCUUGGCCGGCAGGCCGGGGCGGCUGCAGGACGACGCAGUGGCGGCGCGGCGCCGGCGCUCGUUCGGCGGCGCGCGGGCGCUGCCGCCGCCGCACGCGUGGCUGGCGAUCGAGGACACGAAAAGGCAGCACGACAGCGACCCGGAGGCCGCGGAGGAGCAGUGGGCGCGAUUCCUCGGCGCGGCGGGGGCCGCCGCGAGGCAGCAGCGGCGGCGGAGCAGCUUCACGGUGGUGCGGCGCGAGCGCGCGGGGCGGGAGGCGUGGCUGGACCGGGCGUGGGAGAUGAAGCGGAGCUGGCACGAGCGCAACGGCGGCGCCCCCGACGCGGACACCCCCGUGGUUUUGGUGGUGGGGAAGGGCGGCGGCGGGGGCGGCGCGUCCGGCGCCUCCUCGCCGGCCCACUCCCAGCACGCGGGCUCCGUCGGCGGCGGCGGCGUGGCCAUGGACGUGGACGAGGUCCGCGCGUGCCGCGACCUGGGGCUGGAGCUCCCCUCCGACUGCACCGUGGAGAUCCAGUGCUACGGGCUGACGUCCGGCGGCAGCAGCCCCACCCACACCGCCAGCCGCGGCGCCGACUCCCCCUGCGCCGUCUCCAGCCCCGGAGCUGAUCCGAUGGACGUGAAGGCCCGGCUCAAGGUGUGGGCGCAGGCGGUGGCGCUGGCCUCCUCCACCCAUCUGAGCUCUUGAUGACGAUCGACCAUGAUGAUGCAUGCACCCAUGCUUCCAUGCGCAUAUGCAUGCUUCGCUUCAUUUCAUCGAUUAUUAUCCGCUCCGCUCCGAUCCUACAAGCGAACAAAGCUGGCAUCGUUUUUUUUCAGCCAUAUAUCAUACAUGGUUUCUCUAAAUAGGAGUAUAUAUGCCAAUGUGUGUGUACACCGCCCUGUUUUUCUUCUUCCUUUUCGCUAUAUUCAUUUGAGCAAUAAAUACUUAGGUAUAUAAUCGAUCUCCGUGUGCACGUGUACUGCUCCCUAAUCCAUUUGUAAUUGUAACUUUGUAAGCCUCGUGUGCGAGAGAUGCAUAAGCGUGUGUGUUCUGUGUGUGUAAGAAAUCAUUGUAUGAUGCCCACAUGUUUCUUAAUGACAUAUGAGAACUCACACAUAUGCGAGGUGUGUCGUCCAA